CACAACAAGAUGUUAGAGAAUCAAAUAGCUCAACAGGCUAGCUCUUCAAAUAGUAAAGCUUUUGGGAAGCUUCCUAGCCAACCUGAGAAUCCAAGGGAGCAGUGCAAUGCUGUUACUUUAAGAAGUGGAAAGGUAAUGGGGGAAGAACACGAAAUUGAAGUAAAGUUGAAAGAAAAGAAAGAUGAGUGUGAGAGUGAAUCCACUUCAACUAAAGCUAAAGCUAGUAAGGAAGCAAAUGAAGAGAAAGAAGAUAAAAAGAAAAUAGAAGAGAAAUAUGUGCCUCCUGCACCGUACAAGCCACCAUUGCCCUUUCCUCAGAGGUUUCAUAAAGCACAAUUAGAUAAGCAGUUUGGGAAAUUCCUUGAAGUUUUAAAGAAGUUGUAUAUCAACAUUCCAUUCACCGAUGUCAUUUCUCAAAUGCCUUCUGAUGCUAAGUUUUUGAGGGAGAUUUUAUCAAAUAAAAGAAGGUUGGAAGAUUAUGAAACUGUUGCACUUACUGAGGAGUGCAGUGCUAUAUUGCAGAACAAGCUCCCACCUAAGCUGAAAGAUCCUGGAAGUUUUUCCAUACCAUGUCACAUUGGAGAAACAAGUAUUGAGAGAGCAUUAUGUGACUUGGGGGCUAGUGUUAGCUUGAUGCCACUUUCCAUAUGUGAGAAGUUAAAGGUUGGAGAUCUAAAACCUACAACUAUUUCUUUGCAAUUAGCUGACAAAUCUAUAAAGUAUCCAAUUGGGAUUUUAGAGAAUGUACCAUUAAAAGUUGGGAAGUUUUUCAUUCCAGUGGAUUUUAUUGUACUAGAGAUGGAGGAGGAUGUAAGAACGCCCAUCAUACUUGGAAGGCCAUUUUUAGCCACUGCAGGAGCUAAUAUAGAUGUAAAGAAUGGGAAAUUGAAGUUGACAGUGGGGGAGGAGGAAAUAGAGUUUAAUUUAUUCCAACAUUCCAAGGAACCAGCUGUGAUGAAUUCUUGUUAUAGGGUAGAUGUUAUAGAGCAUGAUGCUGAAACUGAAGUUACUAAACUAGAGGAAAAUCAAGCUAUUCCAAAACAAUGCAAUCAGCAUAAAGUGCGAAAGAAAAAGUCAGCUUCACUAUCUCAUUUGAUUAACAAUGAAGCUCCAAAAGUUAAGCUCAAGCCUCCAUCAAAAUCACUCAAAAGAGGAGAUUCAUCUAAAGUUUGUAAGAAUAUUCUUCAAGAUAUAGUUGGGAUUCUGAACAAAGCAACAGGUAUUUUCACAUAUAAUGGGAAAAAGUUGAAGUAUAAAUUCAUUUUAGCACCUGUUGUGAAGGGAGGUAAUAUUUUCCAAUUCCAACCACCAUGA
Messenger RNA from Hevea brasiliensis (rubber tree), 1314 nucleotides. RefSeq lists its product as uncharacterized. The coding region runs from base 10 to 1314 and encodes 434 amino acids. The record is from RefSeq and is a predicted model, not a curated record. The transcript has a single exon. NCBI's taxonomy places the organism in Eukaryota, Viridiplantae, Streptophyta, Magnoliopsida, Malpighiales, Euphorbiaceae.